AUGCUUCGCUCAAUUGUCUUCAUUAUUUGCUCUGGAGCAGCUUUGGCCAGUGUGAUCCAGGACCCCAUUGGCCUCGCCCUGAAAAAGUCCUUCAUUGACGAAAUCUACGGUGAAUUGGUCGACACCCAAGACUCCCGCACCCACAAGGCCCAUCUUUUGCAACUGAAUUUGGUAACUGCUUCACAGAACAAUGUGUUUGAGAAUAUCGAACCUGAGACCCACCUUCUGUUCUCUCAAUUGGAGCUGCAAUAUCAAGAGCUGUUGAGGAGACUGGCUCACAAUGGCUACUUGCGCCUGCGCCUGAAGGUAAAGUUCCCAGACGACGACGAUACUCUGGAUUUGGACGGUAUCAACAUGUUUGGUGGCAUAGUCACGUACGCUGGCUUUCCAACGUUCAAUUGUUUUGAUAAGUCUCAGUUCGACAAGAAUAUCGACAUUGCUAUCGUAGGAGCUCCCUUUGACACCGGUGUCUCAUACAGACCUGGAGCCAGGUUUGGGCCCGACGCAAUUCGCCUGGGCGCAAGAAGAUUGAAGGGAGGAGUCAAUCCCGCCAGAGGUAAUUCACGCAACUCUCCGUUGGCUAAACUUGACCCUUACAGAACUGACUUGAGUAUUAUAGAUUGCGGUGAUGUGCCAAUGACUCCCUUUGACAACAGAAUCGCCUUGAACCAACUCUAUCGAGGUGAGAGAGCGAUCCACGCACAUUCAGGAAAAAAGGGCGCCACUCGAGUCAUCACCAUGGGUGGUGAUCACACAAUUACACUCAUGGCAUUGAGAGCGGCAUACGAGAAAUAUGGUAAGCUUGCAGUGUUACACUUCGACAGCCACAUCGAUACCUGGAAUCCUAAGGUGCUCGGAGGAGGCAUCACCGAUUACAUGUCGCUCAACCACGGCACUUUUCUUCACUAUGCAGCCGAGCAGGGCUAUUUGGCCAAAGACCACUGCCUCCACUUGGGAAUUCGUGCCCCAUACGUUGAUAACAAGUACGACGAGAAACAUGACAGAGAAUGUGGCUUUGACCUCUUCACCGCCAGAGAUAUCGAUAGCAUCGGUACCAAGGGCAUUGUCGAUAAGGUCAAGUCAGUUGUUGGAAACAUGCCUGUUUACAUCUCAGUGGACAUUGAUGUUCUAGACCCCUCUCAUGCCCCAGGAACUGGCACAAUGGAAGUGGGCGGCUGGACCACUCGCGAGUUACUCACGAUAUUGGACUCUUUAGAUGGCCUUCACGUUGUAGGCGCCGAUGUCGUUGAAGUGAGCCCUCCAUUCGACUCGAACAGUGAAAUCACCAGUUUGGCGGCAACCGCAGUGAUUGACUCGAUUCUUGGUCUCAUGGUGUAUGACAUUUAA
Candidozyma auris is the source of this 1347-nucleotide messenger RNA. RefSeq names its product Afp99p (gene AFP99). The coding region runs from base 1 to 1347 and encodes 448 amino acids. Gene Ontology annotation, molecular function: metal ion binding; agmatinase activity. The record is from RefSeq and is a predicted model, not a curated record. The transcript has a single exon. Lineage: Eukaryota; Fungi; Ascomycota; Pichiomycetes; Serinales; Metschnikowiaceae.